This is a messenger RNA of Lonchura striata (white-rumped munia), 1259 nucleotides long. The record is from RefSeq and is a predicted model, not a curated record. Lineage: Eukaryota; Metazoa; Chordata; Aves; Passeriformes; Estrildidae.
GUCAGACCCGGAGCUAAAUCACCUCAGCUCAGGUUCCUGAGCCGUCACCACUGGUGUCUCCAUUUCCUGCUCGCUCAAAUCCCCGCUGGACGAUGGCCUCGCCCCGCUGGCUGCCAAGGUCACCUUUCCCAGCUCCCGUGUCCGUGUCUCUGCCGCAGGCACGCUCGGAGAUGGACAAGUACCUGUCGGGCGAGGCACCGCCCGUGCCGAUGCUCCCGGACAAGAAGUACCGCCGGGAGAGCGCCUCGGUGGUGGACGAGUUCUUCUCCACGGAGAAGCCCAGCUCGGCGCCCUACAGCGUGAACAUCAACGUCAUCCUGCCCGACACCACCCACCUGCGCACGGGGCUCUACCGGCCCCCCAAACCCAUGGCCCCCUUCCCGCAGAUCAAAUCCGAGCCCGGCACCGGCUUCUCCCAGCCCUGCUCGUCCUCCUCCGGCCCCACGCAGACCCUGCCCGACUUCACCAGCGUGUUCAGCAUGCCCCAGUCGGUGGCGGUCAACAACAUCUUCAUCAAGCAGGAGAUGCCCGCGGAGAUCCCGCUGUCCGCCCACCCGCAGCAGCCCCAGCUCUUCCAGCUGCCCCUGGGCGCCGCCAGCGCCGACAUUCCCAGCCUGGCGUCCUCCUCCAGCAGCACCACGGCCAUCAGCUGCCUCAGCGGGGUCACCAUGUCCACGGGCUCCGUGGCCAGCGUGGCACACAGACCUGUGCAGCCAGCAGGGCCCCUCAAGCAGUACCCACACUUCUACCCCACCCCGGGGGUGACUCUGCCCCCCUCGCCCCCCAACUCGCAGCCUGGCAGCCCCGAGAACCAGCCCGAGCUCAUCAACACCAUCUCUCCCCCGCCGUCCUACGAAGCCACUUUUGGACUGAAGCUGGUCCAGUCGUCCCAGAUGCCCCCAGUGCCCAACGGCGUCGGGGGCCUCUCCCAGGGGCCCGUGGUGAUGCAGCCCCCCAAGUACAACCGGCGCAACAACCCCGAGCUGGAGAAGAGGAGGAUCCACCACUGUGACUACGCAGGUUGCUCAAAGGUUUACACCAAGAGCUCCCACCUGAAGGCACAUCAGAGGACUCACACAGGUGAGAAGCCCUACAAGUGCACGUGGGAAGGCUGUGACUGGCGCUUCGCCCGCUCGGACGAGCUGACCCGGCACUACCGCAAGCACACGGGGGCCAAGCCCUUCAAGUGCCUGGCGUGCGGCCGCUGCUUCUCCCGCUCCGACCACCUGGCCCUGCACAUGAAGAGGCACCAGAAUUAG